GAACAACAAUGGGAAAUACGCAAAGAACGAAUAUUCUGUUAAACAUAAUGAUAUGUUUGAUAACCGAGUUUACAACAUCAAACUUACACAAGUCGUAGGUCGAUUGAACGGAUUCCCCGACGUUAAACUAAGACAUCAUGAUUCUUUUGGGUGAAUGUUUCCUUAUUUCUUGUUUGUUAGCCUGCAGAAUAAUCAACCCAUCGGAUAUAAAGAAACUGUUAAAUAUAUGGGGAACGGAUGGAAAGUGGAAGAAAAAAAAAAAAGAACGACAAACAUGGUUUCGUUUAAGCUGAAUUGUAACUUUGAUAGGAAUCCAAAAUAACCGAAACAUACGCAGUGAUCUUUCAAAAAUAACGACGCACGCAGCUGUUAAACAAAAGCAAUAAAGAGAGAAAAAGAGAAUGUAUGGGAAGAAUUUCAAAAAGAUAACUGAUUAUUUAAAGUAAUUUAAAGCUUUCUUGGGAUUUUUAAUGAAAGAUUUUCUAAUUGAUUAUUCUAGUAUCACAAUGUAAAAAUUCUAGAUUUAUGGAGAGUUGAGUUUAAAUGGGAUUUUGUAAAAAGUAUAGAAUAACUUGAAAUAAACACUAGCUAUUUCUUACUGCAUUUAUUUUAUUGAACUAGGCAAAAUCAACCUUGAUAAAACAAUCAGUUACGGACUCGCAGACUUUCAAUCUUGAAUAAGUGGAAAAUAUGAACAAACAUAGAUAUGCUAAUCAGCAUCAGAUUAUGACUUCGAUGAUAUCUGUUAUAAAGAUGCGGUGUAUAAGACAAUUGUUUGUACAGACUGUGAAUUCUUUUAGAAAUAUAAAAAAACGACGGAUUAGAAUGGUCUAACAGCGAUGACACUCAUUUUGUAAUGAAUAAAGGGACGAUUUUUUCCACGGACAAUAGUUGACUGUAACAAUCUAAGAAGAGUAGGCGUACAUUAAACGUAUCAAAACAUGAAAUGGAAAUAUAAGAUAUGAGAAUAUUUUUUUUUCUUUCAAGAAUGACACAGUGAGAGCGUACCAAUUUGUGAUUUUAUACAAGAUACUCCGAAAGAAUGUUUAAUCAACUUUAGUUUAGUUCAAGCGUUCUCAUUUUAGCAUUGAUGUUCUAAUAAAUGCUUAAAAGUGAAAUGUACAAAAACUCAAGAGUUAGGAUAUGCGCGUUGUUUUUUACGAAGUUAAACCCAGAAAAGCGUUUUGUGAAGGACUAGUUUCCUAUUACAAAGCUUUUAAAUUCAGUUCGCCAUUUCAUUAGAAUACCAUUUUCCACACAAGAGUUAUUCCUCUUUAACAAGGAAGGUAAAUUUCGUUGGAAGUUUGGUGCAUGAUACACAAGCGCUAGUCUAAUGCAUUUUUAGUACAUAUACUAGUAUACAAUAUAAAACGAUAAAACGAUAACCGAAACAUUUUACUGAUCAUAUAUAGAUGAAGUAGUUUAUGUAUGCAUGAACUCGCUAUUUAUCUAACUAACUUUUCCUAGUGAUGACCGAGAAUAGCUGGAGAUGCUUAUCAAGUUGGAUUUAGUCCUAAUAUCUCUUCAGAACUGUCUAUCAUAGAACUGUUCUAAAAAGUUCUACAUUUCUGUUAAAAUCUGUUCUAGGAUGGAAUUGCCAAAACCUUUUCUAAGAUAGAAAUGCGGAAAUACGAUAGAACUAAUCUGUUGUACAUGUUUACCUGUAAAAAUAUUUUAUAGGCUAGAACUGAAAAGGAUGUAGAACAGUUCUACAUAACAAAGAUUAGAGCAAUGGUCGGGUACAGUAUAUUUUUAACCGCUCUUUUGUGUGAAUUAAGAGGGUAUGAUUGUAAGAACUGUUAGAGUAGAACUGUUUGAAAAUAUUCAAAAUAGUACUCUCAGAAUCUGUUUAGAAUUGAACUGUCAGAAUCUGAUUAGGAUAAGAUUAUUCAGAACUGUUUUAGGUUAGAACCGGGCGAAUAUGUUCUAUGAUACAACUCGACGCUAUUCUGGAGUAGAGCAGAUUCUGUCAGAAACUGUUUUAAAAUUGUGAGCAGUGGUAUUUUAUGAACAGUUCUACCGACAGAUUGUAAGAGAGGUUAGAAACAAUUAGUGCGAGAUACUAACACUUUUCAAAUUAUAUUUUUUUGUAAAAACAUUAUCGAUUUAAUUUAAAUGUUUUCGUUGAAUCUAAUAAAAAAAAUCUAAUAAAAUUGAGAAUGGAAAUGGGGAAUGUGUCAAAGAGACAACAACCCGACCAUAGAGCAGACAACAGCCGAAGGCCACCAAUGGGUCUUCAAUGCAGCGAGAAACUCCCGCACCCGGAGGCGUCCUACAGCUGGCCCCUAAACAAAUAUGUAUAUACUAGUUCAGUGAUAAUGGACGUCAUACUAAACUCCAAAUUAUACACAAGAAACUAAAAUUAAAAAUGAUACAAGACUAACAAAGGCCAGAGGCUCCUGACUUGGGACAGGCGCAAAAAUGCGGCGGGGUUAAACAUGUUUUUUGAGAUCUCAACCCUCCCCCUAUACCUCUAGCCAAUGUAGAAAAAACAAACGUACAACAGUACGCACAGUAAAACUCAGUUUAAGAGAAGUCCGAGUCCGAUGUCAGAAUAGGAAACAAAAGAAAAUAAACAAAAUGACAAUAAUACAUAAAUUACAACAGACUACUAGCAGUUACUGACAUGCCAGCUCCAGACUUCAAUUAAACUGAUUGAAAGAUUAUGUCUUCAUCAUAUGAAUAUCAGGCACAAUCCCUCCUGUUAGGGGUUUUGUAUUAUACCGUCAUAAAAUAUAUGAGAAGAACAUAACCCGUGUCAUGCCAACAACUGGUUUUAGAAUAAAUAUGUUUAAUUCCGAUGCAAAGACCCUAUAAGUGAAUCAAUAUUAAAGCCAAAAUAUGCAAUUUUUAAUGACCUGACAACAGUAUCGUAACUAUAUCCCUUUUUUAAUAAGUCUGUUUAAAGGUUUUGUUAGCUUUGAGGUGAAUACUGACAUUUUUGUGCUUUGUAAAGAAUAUUACCAUAAAAGAUUGGAUGUGAAAUACCCGAACGUAUAAGAUGUCUGCAUGUUGAGUUAUAUUUACGAAUGAUGUCCUUAUACUAAUGUUUUUGUAUUUUUAUUUUUUUUUUCAGAUCAAAAUAAAUUACUGCUCAAAGAAAGUUUUGCAACCCUUGCAUUGAGAUUAAUUGGGGGAGGGUGGGGUUAAAUUUUGAGGACUCAUAUAUUUGUAGAAAAUGCUCAAAAUGAUCUGAAAUUCCUGUUUUAAAGGAUUUUUAAUUGAUUACAGAAGAAAACUUCAGAAUUAUGAGAAAAUUUGGGAGAUAGAAAGUGUCCGUCCCAAUUUACUGGAAUUCUUAUUUCUCUAUAUAGUUUGAGGUGGAAAACAGCUUUAAAAAUAUAUGCUUUUUUGUAAGUUUUGACAAAUUCUUGAAGCAAUGUUGUGUCAUAGAUUAGUACACACAGCUCUCCUUUUGGAAUUACAUAGAAAGUUCUCGUCUCUAUCGCUUUGUGGAGGCUGUUAAAAGUUCCCCAUUGCUUGUUGUAUAUCCUCUCAUACUUUAACAGUUAGGAUCUGAUCUGGUGCAGAAAAAUUGACACCGUUCAUAUUAUUAUGACGUAUUUGUUCUUGAGAUAAUAAUCAAAUGUGAACAAGCUCACAGUUGGAAUUCAUUCAAAUUUUUAUGCAGUCCUUCCUAUUCAUACAUUAUUGCCUGCAAGCUUUUUAUGGCUUGUUCGAAAAUAUUCAUCACUCCUUUCAAGAAAUAUAUUAAAAAAAAGCACAUUCAAUGUAAGAACUUGUAUAGCGUAACUUCGUCUUAACGGAUUAAUAAAAAAUAUUGCAUGCAUUAAAGGAUCAUAUUAUGCGAGAAUUACAGAAAUGUUGCAUGUAUCAUAUUUUAGGAAUUUUAACUCUAUCGUUUGUUUUUGUGGGCUUUUUUUCAGCUUUAAAGACAUUACGUUUACUGAAAUUGUUACUUUUGGUCCUGAUUUUAUUGGCACUUAUUAUGGCGAUGACGGCACUUAUAAUUAUUUUAUAUCACCUAUGUCAAGAUAACCAAGAUAAAACCACUAACGACAAGUCAGAUACAUAUAAUUGUGAAAUCGUUGUGACAAAAGGUAUACAACAGUGUAGUGAAUACCUAAAACAAUCUAAAAUGCUUAUUAUAAAAGGACGAAGAGGAACAGGCAAAUCUAAAAUAGCUCGUUAUGUAGCCUGCAGGAAUGAAGACCACAAAUUGGUCAUAAUUACAAGGAAUGAUAGCAAAGAUACUGCUUCGCGUAUGUAUGCACGUCUUCAGAAAACAAAUGAUAAUACUAUAGUAAUUUUUGACGAAAUGUUUGAUGCAUUUGCUAGCGCUGAAGAUAUAAAUCAAGCUUUGAUGAUUACAGAAAAUUUUCUAAAAUUACCCAGAGUGAAGUCCAUUCUAACUGUUGACGAAAACGAUAUGACGCUUGCUGAUACUUUUCGCAGACGAAAUGAUGAUGUAAAAAUGCAAAUGGUCGAUCUUGAUUAUGAGUUUCCAAUGUCAAAGGACGAAAAGCUUGCAUUAAUUGUUCGACAUCUGAAAAACAAUGUUACCAGACAAACUAAACACGAAAAUUUAUAUAUGAUGGAAAGGGAGAUGCAGGUGUCAGAAAAAGAGGUCGAAAUUAUCAUCAACACAGAAACAUUUAUUGGGUUUCCGUAUAUGUGUGCUAAUUUUUUUGGAAAUACUGACAAUUUUAAACUUGGCUCCAAGUAUUUCCGACAGCCGCACAAGUCGUUACUAGAUGAAAUUGAACAACUUCGUGUAGGUGGUUCUGGUAAAAAAGACGAAUAUUAUCGGGACCAGUAUUGUGUUCUUGUAUAUAUUCUACUGAACAAAGAGGGUGUUAUAAAUGUUAAUGCAGUUAAUAUGGAACUUUACCGGAAUAUAAGAAAACGGGUUAUUAAAUUUAAUUUAAGCGAACUUGUUAAGCAUUUCAAUUUUCAAGAUAAGAUUUCAAAACGAUAUUUUUGUCAAUAUGGAGAAGGGUUGUAUACAAUUCGACCCAGCGUAUACCAAGCUGUGCUAUUAUCAUAUACAAAGAUCAGCGUUGAAGAUGUUCUUGAGAAUUGUAAACUUGAACACUUGCUUGACAUUAUAAAACCUCCAACUUUUAAACUGCUCCCAAAUGAGGUCGGACUUGAGUGUAGUCAUGGUAUGGCGAAAACGUUUGACAGAACGCUAGGGUUAAGACUUUCAAAAGCAGUAUUGUUAGGUAAAAAUGAAUCCGACAUGAUAUGUCAUUACUUAAUGAAAUAUCCAUAUAACCCUUUAUCAAAUGUUUGUCUUGACAAUCUAAAACAAGAAUGUAACGAUUUCCUUACGAGUGAACGAGUUGACCUCUUGUUAAAGCUGUUUCACUCUAUCAAUACUAAAAGGACACCUUCUUACAUUUUGGCCACAAAGCCAACAUCAUUUGUUGCUUCAUGGUCAUUGUUAACAUUUCAAAAAUAUGAAGAAGUGAAAUCCUUAAAAGAUUUCACUGAACUGUGUGUUCCAAAAGAUAAACCAGAAUACUUACGGGAUAUGUUAUGCUCUAUUGUUGAUGAGUUUGGAAACAAUGUGUUAACAUACUGUGUUCUUUGGUGGAAUGAAGAAUCUUGUCCUUUGAUAUCUUUUUUAUCAGAAAGGUUUGCAAGGGAUGUGAAGUAUUGGAGGUCUAACAGAGGAUUGUUCACAGAAAAUGAAGAUAAGACGUCAGCGUUACAUUUUGCUGUUUAUUUUGGAAGACUAAAGGCUAUCCAGACAUUUAUGGAGUUAAAACUACUAACUGUUAAAGAAGUUCUCUUUCUUCAGAAAGCUGAAAACAAAAGUUUUUUAAAUAAACUUGACAUACUUAUUGAAUUAGGAAACGAAGGCGAAUCCCGUCAUUAUUCACAAAGCAUUAGGUAUAAUCUUGAUAUAUGCGGCAAAGUUGAUUAUGGAUCAAAAUCAGAUUAUACAGAAAUACAACGACAAUUGAAAGGGAUAAAAGCAACCGUGAAAUCUGAACUGGAUUCAUAAAUUCACAAAACGGAUUAAUAUAAGACCCAGAGAAAAACCAUGUCUGACAAAAUAUAUGUUAUUGUUGAUUUAUGUACAUUUUUGCAUUUUACUUACAAGUAACAUGAUAAUAUCUAAUGUCUGCACAAAGCUUAGUAAUUAAUAAGCAAAACUCUCACAUGUCAAACAUGCAUGUCAGUUUCAACAGUGUUAUUAUUUAUUUAUAUAUCGAACAGUCUAAUAUGGAAUAAAAUGAAAUUAAGUAGAUGCA
Messenger RNA from Mytilus californianus (California mussel), 6224 nucleotides. RefSeq lists its product as uncharacterized. NCBI's taxonomy places the organism in Eukaryota, Metazoa, Mollusca, Bivalvia, Mytilida, Mytilidae. The transcript has 4 exons. Bases 3806 to 5974 code for a protein of 722 amino acids. The record is from RefSeq and is a predicted model, not a curated record.